CACCCCAAUGGUCGCGCGGAGUGAGGAGUGCUCGCUUUAAUAAGGUCCUCACGUGACCCCCACUUGGCCUGCAGAGAAAUUAGAGUCGGGGGAGGGAGGGAGGGGGGGAGAGAGAGAGAGAGCGCCCCGGAGGGGGGAAUUUAAACCCCGCUCCCGAAGCUAAAGCCGACGUUCGAGCCCUCCUCGGGACAUCGGCCGGCGGAUGCGCCCGAAGAUUCUCUCGUAUGAGAAUUUUCUGCUUUAGAGCCUGUGCACCCAAGUGAUCUCUCUGCAAUGCUAGACGGUGAAAUGCGUGAUGGAGAACACCAUAAUCUGGAAAUAGUGAAGAACCAUACUCAGAAACUACAAGAUGAAUUACAAAAACUGGCAUUGAAAGUCAAACAUCACGAAGACAACAUGAAAUUUCUCAAAACUCAGAUGGAUAACAUUGAUGAAUCAAUUCUUGAUAUGCAAGUCAAUCUUGGAAAGUACCAUUCAUCAAGUGCAGCUUUGGAGCAAAACAAUGAUGUUUCUGCCAUGCAAAGUGAGCAGCAGACAGUGGGAAAGAUUUUGCAGCAGGAGAAAGCAGCAGCUGGCAUAAUAUGCCAGAUGAAAAUUCGUCAUGGGUUACAAGCAUCAAAGUUACAAUUGACAAAGGAUGUGCUUGGUAUUGUAGCUACACUUGGAAAAGUAAAUGAUGAUAACCUUAGUAGGCUUUUCUCGGAGUACUUGGGAUUGGAAACUAUGCUGGCUAUUGUUUGCAAGACAUAUGAGGGCAUUAAAGCCCUUGAAAAGUAUGAUAAAGAAGGCAUGAUUGACCAGAAUGCUGGUCUCCAUGGACUUGGGCCGUCUAUAGGGAGACUUCUGAAUGGAAGAUUUCUUGUCUUUUGUCUUGAAAACUUAAGACCAUAUAUUGGUGAAUUUGUACCUGAAGAUCCACAAAAGAAACUUGCUCUUUUGAAGCCAAGGCUACCUAAUGGGGAGAUUCCACGUGGCUUUAUAGGAUUUGCUGUAAACAUGAUAAAUGUGGACCAUAUGCACUUAUCUUGCCUCACACCCAAUGGGCAUGGCCUGAGGGAGACCCUAUUUUAUACCUUAUUUUCCCGCUUGCAAGUAUAUAAAACAAGAGCUGAUAUGCAAAGUGCUCUGCCUUGUGUAAGCGAUGGUGCCAUAUCUCUAGAUGGGGGAAUGAUCAAAAGCAGUGGUCUUUUUAACCUUGGUGAUAGGAAGGAUGUUGAGGUUAAAUUUCCAAUAAGUCCUGGGAUUUCAAAACCUGCAGAUGUCAUUGAAAUUGAGGAGAAACUCAAACUUAUGAACUGGCAAAAAGAAAGGCUUGAAGAAGAUGUCCAAAGAGAAGAAGCAUUACUAAACAAUGCAAAAAAUUUAUUCAACAUUCAAAAGCAAGAGCUUGUGAAGUACCUCGGCGAGACUGCAUCUCAUAUCAAACAGGUUUUGCCAUUGGUUUCUUCAAAAUUUGGGGGGAAAAAAAUCCAAGCAGAUGGUUGAGCUUUUUGUAUCCGGCACAAUCGAUGGCUGGCAGAACGGGGACAUUCCGACUUGAGCUCCUUCCCAACAUGACUUGAAGUUUGAGGCAUGUGGAGCAUCCUGAGCUGAUUCAGAAUUUCACAUGUUGGAUGGUGGUUGCUGGGUAGGGUGCUUCACAUGUCCUUAUUUGAUGCUUGUUGCAACAAGAAAGAACUGUUCUUUCAUAGGGUGCGAAUGAGUGUAACAGUGGGUAUGAAUGGAGAAGCUAGGUCCACUUUCUUCUAACAAACCUGGAAAAUGUUUAUGUAGCUUACGAAACCUUGGACUAAUCUGAGAAGUAGCAGAUAGGUCAUUUCUUGGCAAAAAAAGCCUAUGCCAGCUUCAUCGUCCAUAAUUUUACCAACCUACGGCUGGCAAGUUGAUUACUGCAAUUCUUCUGAAAAUGUUCUCUAGUGAAUACAAUAUGUCUGCUGCACCCUUUGUAAAGGAGGAUAUUCCACCCCUUGAUGAAUGUCUACCUGGUAACAAAUACACUUUGACAGGAGGUUUAAGUUCUGGUCUGAAUGGUUUUGCUUAGCUCAGGAUUUAGUUUUUCCCCCCUUUACAUGUAUUUGCAAAUAUUGGUUCUUGUUAGGCUUGUUUUGGUAUGCCUUCAUCCCCAAAUUAUAAUAGCUUUUAUUUUAGUGCAGUUGUUUGAAUUUUGGUUUCAUCACGUAUAGCAAGUAGAUACCAGGGAAGAAUGUUGUAUAUUUUCAUGCAGUCAAGGUUCCACCAUUUAUCUGAAUAUAUUAUCUUCAGACUUCUUCGAAAUAAUUAUCUUUAUGUAUCUCA
This is a messenger RNA of Phoenix dactylifera (date palm), 2295 nucleotides long. The record is from RefSeq and is a predicted model, not a curated record. Lineage: Eukaryota; Viridiplantae; Streptophyta; Magnoliopsida; Arecales; Arecaceae.